AUGACGGAUGGAGUAAGUGGAGAUGGCAUAUUUCCUAUCAUGACAGUAAGAGUUAAUGACAUAAUGUGUCAAGCUUUAAUUGACUCUGGCGCCGGGAGCUCUUACGCAUCUGCCAAGCUGAUUGACACUUUAAAGAUAAAACCAUGUGAGAUAAAACGCCAACGCAUAAAUAUGCUAAUGACCACCCAGACUGCGAGAAUGGAAUUUUAUGACGCGAAAAUUAGCUCAAUCGACGGAAAGUACAAAAUGAACGUCAACUUGACUAAAGUUGACAAAACCGAACUUCUGUCAAUUAAUAACCCGGACUAUAAAAGAUUAAUAGAACAAUAUCAACAUCUGGAAUCGGUUAAGAUUUACGAUGAUGAUACAAAGCCACAAUUACCAGUACAUCUAGUACUCGGAAACAGUGAAUACGUUCGAAAUAAAAACCAGCACGAAGCCUCUCGUUGGAAACAAUUGUGA
This is a messenger RNA of Paramuricea clavata, 462 nucleotides long. NCBI's taxonomy places the organism in Eukaryota, Metazoa, Cnidaria, Anthozoa, Malacalcyonacea, Plexauridae. The record is from the annotation of a GenBank genome assembly.